AUGCCCAACCUUGUGUUCAUCGACGUACAGGACCAAUCCGGGCAUAGCAGGAGCCGUGUCAAACGCCACGUUGCGAAAGAAAUCCAGAAGAAGAAACGGUUAGCAGAAAUUACUAAAUACCACAAUGUUUGCUACGGUCAUGAGGUGUCUAAUCCUGAACCGAUUGCGGACGAUCAUAGACCUCCAAUUCAAGCGCUUGUAGGUUGCGAAGACGUGCUUGCGCCGCCUUCCUCAACUCACACAGAGACCUCCCUACCAGUCAACGAUCGCACUGAAAAAGAUCAAAAAGAUCGACGAAAGCGGGAAAAGAUGCCUCUAAUGCUUCGAUGGCGAGUCGGAGUUCCUCAGAAGAUGAUUCCUCGUGGCGAUGACUUGCAAAUCGAAUUCGUUCUCACUCAGUCGUGCAAUUGGAUGUUUGGACAAUACACAUACCCGUGGUCGGUGCUGAUCAAGCAGGACCCUACUGUAUAUGAUCAGAAUAAUCGCAUUGAAAUCUUCAGGGAAGCCUUUUACAUUGUGUCGGAUCUGCUAAGCUUGCAGAAGGUUGAUGCAGCUUUCAGGGUUCUCAAGUGUACCCUGGACUCUGUACCGGAUCUUUUCCGAGACUCACAUCCCGAAAUAUUGUUCUCACUCGUGGAACUUGCGUCCGGAAUAAAUAUGCCAGGGGCAGAUUCGUUGCACACAAAGGUCAAAAUUCACGUCGCCGACAUUGCUGGAGUAGUUCUUGGGGAUCAACACCCACUCUCAAUCCUUUUAAAAUCCGAAUUUGAUAUCGCACCGAGAGCUUAUGUCACUGAGCUUGUUUUCAAAUGUAUAAUAGAUGCUCUUUCCAAGACCUUUGGGCGGACUGCAUAUCAGACCCUCGUACAGCAAAUGGGCCGCUCACAAUUCUAUGCCCGCACCGGACGAGACCAGGACGGUCAGAGGCUGAUCUCAGACAUCAUGAGGGAAUGGCAAGCCCAGUACGGCAGUAAUUCAGUCCUUGCAAGGCUCGCAGAAUUGGAGUUGAACCUGAUGCGCUUGCAAGCAUGUCGGGAACGGGAUCCAUCGGUGGAAGCCCAAACAAAUAAUGCUAUGCUAAGAAUCGAAGUGGUCUCAGGGGUGUACAGUAACAAGUUCACCGAAGAACCAUCUUCCGAAGAGAUGCAGCUGGACAGAUCUUCAAGAGCACUAGCUCUCGCCCAUUGGUUCUUACUCAAGAAACGAUAUACUUUCGCUUUGCAUGUCUAUGGCCGACAGAAUGCGAGGUUGGAACAGCACCAGAUAUCAAAAAGUCAAUCCCAAGGGCCAUCCCUGGCGGAUGAAAUCUCUGACAUUGUUCAAGAUGCACUCUUCGACGUUCUGUCUUGCCCUAGCGAUAUUUCAGUGCUUCCGUCCCAUGCCUCAAUAAAAGAUGACUUCAGGUCAUCUGGUUGA
Exophiala aquamarina CBS 119918 is the source of this 1416-nucleotide messenger RNA. RefSeq lists its product as uncharacterized. The record is from RefSeq and is a predicted model, not a curated record. The transcript has a single exon. Lineage: Eukaryota; Fungi; Ascomycota; Eurotiomycetes; Chaetothyriales; Herpotrichiellaceae. Bases 1 to 1416 code for a protein of 471 amino acids.